CCGAGCAUCAUCAUCAUCAUCAUCACUGGUGUGUACGAGGAUUUCUGUCCACCGGACGGAGAGAAUGAGACACAAGAGCUCAGUGUGUCCAAUGGACAGAUCCAUUUAAACAAGCACACCGGCGGACUGAAGGAACGGUGUGAUUUAUUGCGGAAUAAAAGAGCACACCUGUCCCAUGUGAUGUGAAUCGAUCAGGAACGCUCUGUGGUUGUCUCCAGCUCCCCGUGAGCACUAGUGCAUGCUGUUCUCCAGAUCCGCUCUGUCAUGAUGUCGAGGUACCAUCAGCGUUUUGAGCGGGAUUUCCGCAGCAUGUGGGAACGGCGAGAACGCUGUGCCGUCAACAGCAGCUGUGGCGGAACCAUUAACGGCUGCAUCUCUACGCCCGCCUCUUCCGUCACUCACAGCAGCAACAAUCGUCCUGGGCUCCUCCCCCUGCCCGUCAUCCCCUCACUGCUACCCACACCAGUCACCGGGACGACCAGCGCACCCAACACUGAUCUGACCUGCAAGCGAUUAGUGCCCAUCUGCACCACCUCCACAUCGAAGGUCUCUGUGCAGCCAUCGGCAGACACGCAGACACAGGGCCUGGUUCUCGCUAAUAGUGUCCGGUGGGGACAAACGCCCAUUAACCAGUCCACGCCCUGGGACACGGAUGAGCCGCCUGCCAAACAGAUGAGGGAGAAAGAUAUCACAGCUCCUCUGUGGCCACCGGUCGCCACUGCAGUCAGCCAGCCUGGACUGAUGGCACACACAUAUGCCAUGCCACAGGCACCAGCCUACAGUCAGUGUGUGACCGUCCAAGCACCCAUCAUCGGCGUGACCCCUGCGCUCCAGACAUCUUUAGCCCCCCCUCACCCACAUUUGCCCACCCACUACCAGCUCCCUCAACAACCCUCACAGCCGAUGGCCAGCAUGGUGCUCAACGUUCAGAGCCAACCCCUCUCUGUCGGCAGCCUGCCGCCCAUGCCUAGCAUCUGCCAACUCACCCACCCUGUCCACACGUUAGUGGGUAAUGGCCACAUAACCCAAACCAUGAUGCAAUCCACCACCUCGACACUGCCCAGCAAUGGACAGUUGACGAAUGGACAGCCAAACUCGCAAAACCCACAAGAGACCAUCAACGCCCUGCAGAUGCUAAGAACUGUUGGAUUGGGGAAAUACGAAUUCACCGACCCUUUGCAUCCUAAAGAAAUGUUGAAGGAAUUGAACGAGCAGCGGCACGAGAAAGACUUUACAGACCUGAAAAUAAUAGUUGAAGGCAAAGAGUUUGAAGUCCAUCAAAAUGUUCUAGCUUCCUGCAGCUUGUAUUUCAAGGACAUGAUUAAAAGGUUAUCGGCGGAGAACAGAAAUGGCAAUAAGAUGAAGUUAACAUUGAGUAGCAUCAGUGCAGACGUUCUGGAGAUUCUCCUGGAGUUUGUUUACACCGGCUCGCUCAUUAUCGACUCGGCCAACGCCAAGACAUUAUUGGAGGCGGCGAACAAGUUUCAGUUCAACACCUUCUGCAAAGUCUGUGUGUCUUUUCUCGAGAAACAGUUAACGGCCAGUAACUGUCUUGGCGUUUUGGAGAUGGCGGAGGCGAUGCAGUGCACUGAACUUCACAACAUGGCAAAAGCGUUCGCCCUGCAGAACUUCCCCGAUGUGGCCAGUCAAGGGGAGAUCCUGAAUAUUUCCAAAGAAGAUCUGGUUAACUAUAUGUCCAACGACAGCCUGAACACUAAAGCUGAGGAGCUGGUCUAUGAGACGGUCAUCAAAUGGAUUAGAAAGGAUCCUGGCAACAGAGUUCAGCAUGUUUCCGAGCUGUUGGCAGUGGUCCGUCUCCCCUUCAUUCAUCCUAGCUAUCUGCUGAACGUGGUGGACAACGAGGAGCUGAUUAAAUCUUCAGAGGCCUGCAGAGACCUGGUGAAUGAAGCCAAACGCUACCACAUGCUGCCUAAUGCCCGCCAAGAGAUGCAGACACCCAGAACUCGCCCGAGACUGUCGGCAGGUGUUGCCGAGGUGAUCGUGCUGGUGGGGGGUCGGCAGGUCAUCGGAAUGAACCAGCGUUCACUAACAGUCGUCACUUGCUUCAACCCGCAGAACAACAAGUGGUACCCCCUGGCCAGCUUGCCUUUCUUCAACCGCGAGUUCUUCUCCGUCAUAUCAGCGGGGGAUAAUAUCUACCUGUCAGGUGGCAUGGAGUCUGGAGUCACACUGGCUGAUGUGUGGUGCUAUAUGUCCUUGCUGGAUAAUUGGAAUCUGGUGUCUCGGAUGACAGUACCACGUUGCCGGCACAACAGUGUGGUGUAUGACGGCAAACUUUACACCAUUGGAGGAGUCGGAGUGGCCGGAAACCUGGAUAAUGUGGAAAGGUAUGACACCAUCACCAACCAAUGGGAGAUGUUAGCCUCUUUACCAAAACCUGUCCAUUCAGCAGCAGCGACAGUCUGUGGAGGGAAAAUCUAUGUGUUUGGAGGAGUGAAUGAAGCCGGUCGCUCUGCUGGAGUUCUACAGUCUUAUGUGCCUCAAACCAAUUCCUGGAGCUUUAUUGAGUCACCCAUGAUCGAUAAUAAAUACGCCCCAGCCGUGACGUUGAAUGGAUAUAUAUUCAUACUGGGAGGAGCGUAUGCCAGAGCCACCACCAUCUACGACCCGGAGAAAGGAAACAUCAAAGCAGGACCCAACAUGAACCAUUCGAGACAGUUCUGCAGUGCUGUGGUGCUGGACGGUAAGAUCUACGUGACCGGAGGUAUCGUGAGCAGUGAGGGCCCAGCGCUGGGAACCAUGGAGGCCUUUGACCCCUGUGCCAACAUGUGGACCCUGCAGCAAAGCAUGCCCUGCCCGCUCUUCAGGCAUGGCUGCGUGGUUAUUAAGAAAUACAUCCAGAGCGGAUGACGCUGACUUGACAUGUGAACAUGACUCUACCCUCUGCUGCACACUUAACACCCACUUUCUACAUGCCCGGGAUUAGACGUGCUGAUACCGAAGCCCAUUUCACUCUCUCUCUCUCACUCUCUCUCUCACACACACACACACACACACACACUGGGAAUAUAGAAUCUGAUCUGCUCUGUUGGGCGCACACAGGCCUUCAUGUAAUAUAGUGCACCUGACAGAGCUGUCACUCCAGUCUGUUUGGUUUUUUUCUCAGAAGAUAAUUCCUUUUUAAAUCUGUAAACAAAUUAGCCGUUUUUACGCUGCAGGAGUCAUCAUUGCUAUCUUUUUAAUGAUUGCAUCAUUGUCCUUUUCUUUCUUUUUUGAGCAAUACUUGAAAAUUACACUGUCUAGUUGCAGUAAUGCGUGUUUCCGUCAUCAUCUCACUUCAGAAGCACUUUUUAAUAAUGUAGAGGUGCAAAUGGAGGCUAUGUUUCACUUUGUUAGGACCAUCUAAAACUUUAAUAUAACUGUACAAUCGUAAAGGGAUAGUUCACCCAAAUAAAAUGAUGUCAUUGUUUACAGUUUAUGCUGGUUCGACACAAAAAGAAAUGUUUUAUUUUUUAAUAAAAGUUCAUGCUGCAGUUUUCCAUAAAACAAAAAUGUACAAUAACUGUCAAGCUCCAAAAAUGACAAAACAAUCACCGUAAAAAUGGUCCAUACAACACGUGUGCAAUAUUUCGAGUCUUUUAAAGUCAAACAGAAGUGUUUCAUGAGGAACAAACCAAAAUUUAAAUCAUUAUAUGCUGAACAUCUUGCCCUCUGCAGCUCUCAAAUCUCAUUCAUGUUCAAUGUUGGUUAGAUUACUUCUGAAAUGUAAUCUGAUAUGGAUUACACAUACACAAAAAUUAGAUAAACAUUUUUAGGUAAUAAAAUAUGAAUUACUUGUUGCAUGUUUUGAUGAAAAUUAUAUUUUAAGUAUAUCAAUUAGAGCUCGACCAAUAGUUUUAGAAUAUUAAUAAAAAAUCGUAAUCUUUCCUUAUUAUGACAUACAUAAUGACUACAAGAGUCUAAAAUAAUCAAAAUCACAGAUGCAAUUUAUUGUGCAACCAAAAUCCCAAUAAUAACCUUAAAAAAUAAAGAUUUGGUGCAUAGUACAGGAAUAUUAACUAUAAACAAGCCUUACUAAUUUCAGGACUUUUAUUUUGGAAUGAAUGAGACUUUGCUCCAUUAUAAUAUUCUAUAUUUAAAUAUUUACUAAAUUAAUCUUUUAAUAGCCUAUAUUCAGCAACUGUCGGCAUUGAUUUUUUCAGAUAACUGAUAGUUCUAAAAAGCAACUAUUGAUAGCGUUUAAUCUGUAAAACCGAUAUAUCGGUCUACUUCUAGUAUCAAGUACCAAUUUACACAAAUUAAAGGAAUAUUCUGUGUUUAAUACAAGUUAAGCUCAAUCAACAGCAUUUGUGUCAUAAUGUUGAUAUCCACAGAGAAAUAACUAAAAGAAAAAGCAGAUAACCGAUUAAUCAGCCAAUCAUUUUUAGAAUAUUAUAAACAUUUCUUAGUAUUUCCUUAAUAUAACAAUCACAAGCAUAAUGGCCACAAGAGUCUAAAAUAAACAAAAUCCCAGAAGCAAUUUAUUGUCCAACCAAAAUCCCAAUAAUAACCAUAAAAAUAAAGAUUUGGUGCAUAGUACAGGACUUUUAUCUAUAAACAAGCCCGUUACACAUACUUAUUUGAGGACUUUUAUUUUGGAAUGAAUGAGACUUGACUCCGUUACAAUACUCUAUAUUUAAGUGUUUACCAAAUUAAUCAUUUUAUAGCCUAUAUUCACCAGAUUAAAACUAUCAGCAACUGUCAGCAUAGAUUUUUGCAGACAACCGAUAGUUUUAAAAAGCAACUAUUGGUACCGGUUAAUCGGUAAAACCGAUAUAUUGGUCUACAUUUAGUAUCUGGUACAUAUUUUCUCUAAUUAAAAUAAAGGAAUAUUUUGUUAAAACUAUCAGCAACUGUCAGCAUUGAUUUUUGCAGAAAAAUUAUAGUUCUAAAAAGAAGCUAUCAGUUCUGUUUUACCAGGUAAACCGAUAUAUCGGUCUACCUAUAGCAUGUACCAAAUUACACUAAUUAAAGCAAUAGUCUGUGUUCAAUACAAAGUUUAGCUCAAUCAACAGCAUUUGUGGAAUAAUGUUGAUAACCACAGAGAAAUUAUUUCAACUUCCACUGUUUUUUUUAUUUUUUAUUAUCGGUUACUGUACAGCACUAAUAAUUUAAGCAAACUAUUGGGUAAACUAUACCUUUAAUUUCAUAUCUUUUAUUUUGAUCAUAAGAUUAAUAUGAAUCGGACACAGUAUGUCUAUAUUGUUCGAGUAAUGUGGGAAGAGUUUGUGAACAAUAACACGGGUGGAAAUAGUCUCACCUCUCUCUGACAUCAUCCACCUGAAAAUCUUUAAUUUACAGGAUCUUGGACCGGAAUGUGAAUGCAAACUGAACGCCUCAAACUGAACUGUUGUGAAAUUCGUAGCUUGAUUUUUGGAUUUUUUCACACGUUUCUUGCACGUUGCCAAAGCAUAAACAGGAAGUGUUUGUCUUUAUUUCCUCUGCAUUGCCAAACAGUGAGGAUGGCGUGACACGCUGUCCGACAGGCAAAACCAUUCUCUGUAAAUUACAGGGGGAAAAAGUUUAUUUUAGAAACUAUGCGUGUUGACAAACUGUUUCUAGACAAAUGUAUAGAAUGUUGGAGAAAUGUAUUGUACAAAAAAACAAGCUGUUAUUGUUUAAAUUAAUGAUUUAGUGCUUAAUCAUUAAUUAGAACAAUAACAUGUAUGCGAAAUACAAUGUACAUUCGUAAUGAAAAUAUUAUUGGUGUCUCGUUUUUUAUGACUGUAUCUGAUUAUUCUUGUAUGAUUCUACAACAAACGUCUUGGUUACUUUCGUAACGUUGUGUCGAUGUAGUGACACUAGGGGUCACACUUGGGAGCCCCAAACAACUCUGAUCUUUGAGAAACGGCCAAUAGGAAUUUUGAGCGGAAUUUUCAUGCCACUCCCCCGGACAUACGGGUAUAAAAGGAGCUGACUCACAACCACUCCUAAAGGUGACCCCCUAGUGUCAAUACAUCGACACUGAGAAAAGCUCAAGCAGCAUUUGGGCGCAUUAGACACUUGCUUUCAUAUUUUGUUAUAUAAUGCAAUGGCAUUUACACAUUUAAGUGUCCAGAUGCUUUUUAGAACUGCUGUAAUAUUAUUAAAUUCCACCCAAGAAUAUUUUUGUCGUAAUUAAGGAUCGACUUUUACAUUAGAGGUGAAAGUGACUUUCUCCACCUACUUCCAUCACAUGUGCGAUAACAUUAUACAUUUUGAUUAUUAUGUUAAUUUAAGUCCAUUUUAUCAUCAUCUCAGAUAUAUUAUAUUGGCUCAUGCCCUUAAGCUGUCACACAGCAUGAAUGAAAAUGUGCCGUUGGCUUCGUGCCGUCUUGGCAUUCUCCAAAUGUUCCCACCCAAUAUUUACUGAUGUGGAACAGUUCAUUUCCUUUGCUGUUGCACUGGCCUCCCUCCCCGCUUGAACAGCCGGCUGUAUAAAUAGCAUUAAAGAGCCGAGCUGUGUGUUUCCAGUCUGGCAGGAUCCGUAAAUGCACACAGCGUCUUCCAGCGCCUGCACCUGUCUCUCUACAUCUCUUGCCAUGAGCUUGCGGGCCCGUCCUUCAGAUAAUAGAUCACCAUCCUAUCCAUCAAGAUGAGUUAUCCAUCCCCUUCUGGCAUUUAAAUAAACUAGGCCACCGUUCCUGUUUCUCAUAUCCUGUGGAUAUGUUCACAGUGCAAACUCAGUUUUUUUACGGAUCUAUGUUUAGGAGGCAUGUUAUUGUGUUUAGAUGUGGACUGACACGUCUUGAUGCACAUUAAACCUCUUUAACAGAUGAUGUCCGUGAGUGUGUUUACAUGCACACCAAUGCACUGAUAACAACCAAAAAUCAUCUUAUUAAAACAUCAGACAAAAACACAUGAAAUCAUUUGGUUAUUCUCUGCUUUUGACAUCAAAAAGUCAUGCGCACAACACAUGAACACUUUGGAUAAGCCAGUAAGAAAGCUGGUAAAGAUGUUUGUUUACAUGCAACGUGAAAAUGGGGUAAUAGUAAUAAAAAAGCUUCAUGUGCCGAUUGGUUUAUUCUUGAGCCGUUAAUGACCUUAACCCCAUAAAUAAAAACCAGUUAUGACAUUUAUAUGGCAUUGUCGGCUUAUUAUGCAUAAUCAAUGUAAGGUGCUACUUGCAUUAGCAUAGCAAAACAUACUCAAAAAUAAGGCUCUGCUAUUUAUUUAAAGGAACAGUUUGCCCUGAAAUUGUAGUCAUACUGGUUUGGAACAACAUGAGGGUGAGUAAAUGAUGACAGAAUUCCAUUUUUGACCAAACAAUUUCUUUAGCUCUUCAUAAACCUUUUUAAUAACUUUUAAAAUGCAUCAACCUUGUGUUAACUCACAAACAUUACUGCUGUAUUUUUCUUUAUUUCACUUCAUUAUUUGUUUAAUACAUUCAUCUACCGCAAACAUACCCAAGGAUAAGGAUACAGCGUUGAUUGAAUAUAAAGACUGUGUCUAAAUGUGUUUCACUAAACUAUUGACCUCUGAAUACUGCCUGCUUCUGCAUCGAUUUCAUUUGCUGCGUAAACAGAUCCAAACGAGUCAAAACACAAUAUAGCCUCUGAAGAGAUGAAGGAAAUUUGCCUUCCUCAUUUAGACCCUGAUUAAAGUGGAGGAGGUGCGGUCAGGCACUCAAGAAAGAGCCAAGAGAGUAAAUUAUACAUUACUGGCUCUCGUCGUCAAUGGAUCUUGAGUAGCUAUUCUGCAUCAACAAAUUCAUGCUUAAAAAUGAUGUUGUACUGUGUAUAUUUUCGUUCGAGACACAUCUUUUUCUUAAUGUUCCAUUAGCGGUAUAGGCCGAGCGGUAAUCAAGGGGAAAUAGGAAUAGGAAAUUAUGUAUUUGUUUAUUUAUUUGUGUUUGUCAUCCACUUUUAAAGGGAUAGUUCACACAAAUGAGUUGUUUCAGGGUUGUUCCCUACUCCAAGGUUGACCCGGCACGCUUGAGCACAUAGAUGCACACUCUUGAAACCUAGGUCUGUUAAACUGCUUUCUCUUAAUCCCUAAAAUGACGCUGUCACGAUUCCCUGUUGUCUGCCCUGUGUUUCUCCCCUGUCACCUGUCCAGAACUACACUUCCCAUAAUCCCCUGCCCUCAUCACUGCCAGUGUCAUUGUUCUCACCUGUUUGUAAUUUAAUUAUCAUCCCUGUGUAUUUAGCCCUGUUGUUUGUUCAUUCGUUGUCGGUCGUUGAAUGUUAUGGUUGUCCUUUAUUGUGUUCAUGACCGUGCCCUCCGUGGAUGUUUUUCAUGUUUAUACUUUGUCUUCCCCUCGUGGAUGUUUUGUUUGUUCCCUGUGUUGUUCAGUUAUUUUGAGUUACCCUGUUCACCCUUUUGUUCCUUCAUUAAA
This is a messenger RNA of Xyrauchen texanus (razorback sucker), 8317 nucleotides long. RefSeq names its product kelch-like protein 29. The record is from RefSeq and is a predicted model, not a curated record. Bases 265 to 2871 code for a protein of 868 amino acids. The transcript is spliced from 14 exons. Lineage: Eukaryota; Metazoa; Chordata; Actinopteri; Cypriniformes; Catostomidae. Gene Ontology annotation, molecular function: protein binding.